Molecule: messenger RNA, 2162 nt
Organism: Puntigrus tetrazona (Sumatra barb)
Lineage: Eukaryota; Metazoa; Chordata; Actinopteri; Cypriniformes; Cyprinidae
Gene: tmem182b
Product: transmembrane protein 182b
Exons: 5
Coding region: 313-1107 (264 amino acids)
Cellular component (GO): membrane
Source: RefSeq, a predicted model, not a curated record
CAGUUGGUCUCCUCAGUCACACAAAACAGAUUAUUUUUAUUAGAUAUUAUUAAUUUUGUUGAACUGGAUCAGACGUCUAUUUUUAAAUAAAUCCCUACAGCUAGACUCUAAGAAUAGUGGCGUCUGCUUCUUUUUUUGUGUCAGUGGUCAUUGCACAGUGUCCACACCGGUGAAAGACAGAAUCAAAUAUUUGAAGGACAAGAAAUAAUGUAGACGAAUAUACAAACCAGCCCGACAGUGUUGGUAACGCUAACCAACUAGUAAUGUGAGUAUUUAAAAUUAAGGGGCUGAGAAAAUCGCUGUUCAGCAGAAAUGCGUCUGGUAGUUUUACAGUUCCUGGCUGGAUUUUUUGGAGCUCUAAGCUCAAUGUUCCUCCUGGGAUCACUUGGGUCUGAUUACUGGCUUAUGGCGUCUGAAUCUUGUGAAGACGCUGCUCUUUUCAAAUCCUGGAGAGUCACAAAGGAUAUCUCUGAAGAACAAGCAGACAGCAGCAAUCCAGCUGAAAACACGCUUCUGUUCUACCAUGAAGGUCUUUUCUGGAGAUGUUCCUACCAUAGGGGUUCAAGUGGAGAGCAGGGCGGCAUACUGGCUUUUUUGAUAACCAAUCAACCUUCCCAGAAGGUCUGCGUGCCAGCCUACAUGUCCCGUGCUCCAGUGUCUGGAUUUCCCAACAGUGUUCUAACCUCAGACUCGGCCACAGUGCAAAGGGCCUUUUGGUGUGUUAUAUUUGUGCUGGGAGUCGUCUUGAUUAUCACCGGUGGGUUCGUCACAAUUUGUGCAACCCCAGGGACCAGCCACCGCCUUUAUGAGACCGGAGGUGCUCUCUUUAUAACCGGGGGUAUCUUGAUCAUGUCUGUGGUGGUGCUGUUCGCUGUGUGGGUGCAGAUGUCAGACUCUUUAGAGCGGUACGGCCUCCAGCGCAGACGCUUGCUGUGCCCCGGUCUGCAGCUCAGUGUGCACUAUGGCCCGUCUUUUAUGCUGGCUCCCACUGCUGCCUUCCUCUGUCUGCUCACUGGUCUGAUUCUCUUAUUCAUCCCAUCAGUCAGCAAAGCACCAGCCAGAGACACAGAGAAUCAGCCAUUCUCAUUACGAGAGGAAAGUGUGUAGAGUACAUAUAUAUGACAACGAUACAGUGUUUAAAGUAAUUUUUACUCCCCUGAAUGUGUAUAGCUUCCUGCUUUCCUCAUAAUACAACAAAAGCACAUUUAGAUAUUUUACAUAAGAGUAUAAGUGAAUCUAAUUUUGAUCAAAUUUUCAAUAAAAAAAUAUGAAAUGUACCCGGGGGCCACAAGGGGGUGCUAGAGGGCUAAUAGAAAUGAUUUCAUAAAUAUCGGCGAUAAUUUCAUCAGAUGUGUUACACUUGUUAAUAUCACUAUUUUAAAUAGCUUUUAAAAGUGUUUUUUUUUCUACUUGUUUUAUUCUAUUUACAGUCACAGCUCUGAAAAGCUCCUUAGUAACCAUUCACACACAGUUUCACAAAAGAGCAAAGCGUUCCGCUAAACUUUUACUUUUGCGGAAAAGAGAAACAAAAUGUGACAACGGAAUCAUUAUUAUUUUUUAAGAAAGUAAAAAAGUCAUAAUCAGAUACAGAUGUAUAGUUUAAUUAAGCACUACAACUACAAACGGCCCAACCACUAGUUCUCAUUAUUAAUGCCUUUGUACGUUUUUUGGUAAUAUUUUUUUUCAAGUCUAAUUAUUUUCUUUCCUUUUUUCCUUGGCUCCAGAUUUUUUUAAAUGCUUUCUUCUUUUUCUUCUUUUUACUGCAGAAAUGUCAUUGAAUUGAACUAAAUAUAAUUCAUAAUAAAAAACUAAAAUCAAUCAUGGUAAAUUAUGAGAUUCCAGUUUGCAGUAAAACCUGGUAAAACUUAUUAGCAGUAAGCAACUACUAAUAAAACACUGUGUGUGUGUGUGUGUGUGUGUGUGUGUGUGUGUGUGUGUGUGUGUGUGAUUAAAACAAAAAUCUAAUGUCUGAUAGACAUGUCUAUUCGUGUAAACAGGACUUUAAACAGCCUGAAUAAAAUCUGAUUUAACAAUAUUCAUAACACUUUACUCCUGUGCCCUAAACAAUGUACUGACAUGAAUGACAAAAUACUAAAUGAAAAUGCUAUAGUGCUUUUGAUUUGAAUUUGUGCAAAGUUCAAAUAUACCUACUUGCAUUUAAA